AUGAAUACCAGUGGAAAGGGGAAAAAAUUGACAAAAGGUCAAAAACAAAUUUACGAUGAAAAUAUGUCUACUAUUACCACAUAUUCAAUUGUAUCAUAUACCACUGUGGCAAUAUAUAUUUUGGCAGCUUAUUUCUUAACAUCACCUUCUACAUGGGAAUGGGUGGGUUUUGGAUGUGCCUUUAUACUCCAAAACGUUUUAAUUGGGUUGAUGUGCAUUUCUGCCAAAGCAAAAAAAAAUGAAAAAGGAGUAGUUAUAGAUGCUGGAAGUGAUCUAAAUGAUCCAGAAGGUUUUGGUGAAUACCUUUUAGAUUCAGUUAUUCUUUCAUCAGCUUGCCAUGUUCUUGGAGCAAUAUAUUCAAAGUCUUACCUUCUUCUUUUAAUUAUUCCCGGUUAUGUAGUUUACAAAGGAGUUGUCACUUUUAUAAUUCCUUGGUUGACAGCAGGAAGUGACGUCCCCCCUGAAGAAGAUGUCGGAAAAGGUAAAAAGAAACAACAGGAGAAGAUCAAAUACAAACGGUACUAA
Molecule: messenger RNA, 525 nt
Organism: Strongyloides ratti
Lineage: Eukaryota; Metazoa; Nematoda; Chromadorea; Rhabditida; Strongyloididae
Product: Transmembrane protein 208
Exons: 2
Coding region: 1-525 (174 amino acids)
Biological process (GO): vacuolar protein processing
Cellular component (GO): intracellular membrane-bounded organelle
Source: RefSeq, a predicted model, not a curated record